UGGAGGUUUUUUAUUUUUAUUAUUAUUUUUAAUAAAUUUUUAUCUUUUUUCUGGGAGGGGGAACGGGGGGGUGUAGGACAGGAAGAUGGGGAUAUGGAGAGGAGGAGGAGGAUGUGGACGAGGAGGACGACGAGGAUAGCGAGGACGAGGAUGGGGGGAGGAGAAGAGAUGGACGGAGGGAAAAGAGGAAGGGCAGGAGGAGGAGGAAACGUGGACGGCGAGGAAGGGGAGGACACGAGGAAGGGAAGGAGACAAGGAGGCAUGGAAGAUGAGGAAGUACGAAGAGGAGGAGGAGACAAGGAGGAUGAGGAAGAGCAAGAGGAGGAGGACGAGUCGGAGGAGAUGAAAAGGAGAAGGGAGGAGGAGACAUGGAGGAUGAGGAAGGAGAGGAGGAGCAAGGGUCUUUGUGUGCGUGGGGAUCUUUGGGAGUAGUCCUGCCAGCCUAUGUUAAUGCCUAAUAGGCUAAUAGCAUAUGUCUCCUACAUAGUCAAUAGGGUAAAGAGUAAAGGACUGUGGUAGCACUUGCCACUGGCGCACUGUCUAGUAUGUAAUCAAAUUGCUUCCAUCAC
This is a messenger RNA of Chara braunii, 569 nucleotides long. NCBI's taxonomy places the organism in Eukaryota, Viridiplantae, Streptophyta, Charophyceae, Charales, Characeae. The record is from the annotation of a GenBank genome assembly.